AAUAAAGCGACGGUUUUAUGUCAAGUUUCGUGAAAAAGCAACAGGUUUGAUUUAGAUAAAAACCAAAGUAGAAGUUAAUCGACGGUUCUUGCGGGAAAAGGAAAUGAGAUUGGCCCUGAGAGUGUUUGUUUGACACUGAUGAUUUUUUUCCCGGGCGAUGUUCGAUGGAUGUAGAAAAAAAAACGUUACAUUAAUUUCGUUUUAAAAGUGACGAAAGAAAGAUUCGGCCUGAUGGGGCAUGCAAUAGAGCACAAAGUUGGACGGGACAAAUUCAUCAUGAAAAGUACAUCCUACAUGGUGGCCUCUCCGUCCUUUUGAUGUCUGAACAGAGGUCGAUGGACGUCCGGAAUCCUCCAGGAACUCCGGAGCCGAAGCUGGACGAUGCAGACGGGGCGGAAACGAACAUCGGACACUUUGCCGGGCAUAAGCGGAAUAGUAAAGUGCUAUGGGAGAAGGCAGUUCGAACCGUUUCAAAAGAGCGGCGCCGAAACCGGCUAUCCAUAAUAGCGCUUUCCCUAGUGGAUAAACCCAAGUUCCAAGACAUUGCCAUUACUUUAACGCCCCCAUCCUCGCCCAAAAGCUUCACAUUGAACAAUCUGAACGAGAAUUGCAACAAUUGGAAUAACGAGAAGCAAAACAACAAAUUGAACAACGAGACUUGCAUACCGAUGAACAUCGAUGCCACUCCACACUCGAACGGAUUGUAUGAUGAGAAAUGCGAUUUGUAUAAUGAAUAUUUCACGCAGGAUAAGGCUUGCUUUGAUGAACUCUGCGAACCAAAUGAUAAACCCGACUUUGCUUCACUGUUCAAAAAGGGGCUCAUGUACAAGGGCAUCUACUGGCCCAGCUUGACCAACAGUUUCCAGUGCAACCAUCUGGAACUCGCCUACUUGCGAUACUCUCAUCGGCAAAGACAGAAAGCUCUCAUCAUCGUUAAUAUUGUGGAUCUUCUUCUGAAGGUCGCUUUGAUCAUUGUCUGGGCCGGAAACGAGCAGCACGUAAUUCUGGACAAAUAUACCGAUGAAAUUAUCUGGUCGGUUUGCUGUAUGUCAAUUAACAUAGCCGUAUGUGUCUUGGGCUGGUGGAGAUGUUUUGCUAAUAACUAUUUGCAUUGGGCCGCUGCCUGUACUUGGCUGCUCCUCACUACUCAAAGUGUUGCCAGCGACGGAAUAGGAUUUGGGCUGAAAGAGAGCCUGGUUUGGUACGUUUUGUUCAUCGUUUUCGUGUCCUAUGCAAUGCUGCCUCUUCCGCUACGAUGGUGCAUAAUGGCCGGAUGCAUUUCCGCCUUGAGUCAUGUGAUUUUGGUCUCAGUGCGGAUUUUCUACUUUGGCAAGUACGAGUUAGACGAAGAAGAUUCUUGCAAAAUCAAGCGAAUAAUCGCCAACGUCAUUUUGUACAUGUGCGUGAAUUUUGCGGGCAUGUACACAAAAUAUUUAACCGAUAGGAGCCAGAGGAAAGCUUUUCUGGAAACCCAUCGCUCUAUGGAAAUGAGGUACCGAACCCAGGCGGAAAACGACAAGCAGGAAAAACUUCUCUUAUCAGUUUUGCCGGACUUUGUGGCCAAAGAAAUGAUCAGGGACAUUGAGCGUGAAGAGCGCGGCGGUCAUUUCCAACCGCAUCAAUUCCACAAAAUCUACAUCCAUCGUUACGAGAACGUCAGCAUUUUAUUUGCAGACAUUAAGGGCUUUACUGUUUUGGCUACUAAAUGCACUGCCCAGGAGCUGGUGAAAAUCCUGAACGAACUUUUCGCCCGUUUUGAUAAACUGGCAGCUGAGAAUCACUGUUUAAGAAUUAAACUCCUGGGGGAUUGUUACUACUGUGUUUCCGGCUUGCCAGUUCCCCGAUCCGACCAUGCUCAUUGCUGUGUGGAAAUGGGCUUGCACAUGAUCAAAGCCAUUAGGGAUACCCGGAAUAAAACGGAGGUCGAGGACUUGGACAUGCGAAUUGGAAUUCAUUCUGGUUCGGUUUUAUGCGGAGUUUUGGGCUUGAGAAAGUGGCAAUUCGACAUUUGGUCGUACGAUGUUCGCCUGGCAAACCACAUGGAAUCUGGAGGGAAACCAGGCCAAGUUCACAUUUCUGAGGCAACUUUCCACUGCCUCAACGGCGCUUAUGAGGUCGAACCAGGCAAUGGUCAGGACCGGGAUUCUUACUUAAAAGACAACAACGUGACGACCUAUUUAAUCAAGCAAUGCGAGCCCAUGCCGCCUCGAAGACGGCUGGCCUCCAGGCCAAGCAUUUUCUCCAAUAAGCUCUGGCCAGAGGAGGAAAUGGUCAGCAAUCUGAGCAUCCCGAAGAGCCCGAGCUUUCCUUCCUCGCAACCGCCCUCAAGAGAAAGAAGCGACAGCGGCAUUCAACAUAGCGCCAUUGAUGAUGAAACUACUACCGACUGGACUCCGGAAAUUCCCUUCGAAAAUCUGCACAGAUCAAUCUCUGCAGACCUGGACGAGGCUCUAGAGCCGAAGGGCAAGCAGAAGUACGAGCUGAAUGCCCCAAAGAAAGUCUUCGCUGAACAGGUGGACGAUAUAAUCGAUCACAGCAUCGAAAUUGAAAGCAACAAGCGAAUGAGAAGCGCCAACGUCAAUCCCUGGACCUUAAGAUUCAUUGACAAAGACAUGGAGUACCAAUUCAGCCAACUAAGGGAAGACAUGUUCAAGUCCAACAUGCUGUGCUGCUACAUUAUCUGGCUGUUUAUUGUGAUAUCGCAAUUCGUCAUCACAUUGUCCCCGUUGGUGAUUUGGCUGAUGGUAAUCGUCACCGUCUUCCUCACGGCUGCUUCCGUUCUGGUUAUGGCCGAAGAAUUCCACCAGUUCCCCCAAUAUCUGCAAAAAAUCUCCUCCACUUUGGUCCACAAUCGCAACACGAGAACAGCCUUCAUUUGCAUGGUGAUAAUCGUGAUGGCGCUGAGCAGUUCGGUCAGUCUCUUCAAAAGCUAUCCGGCUGGAUGCAGCGUCAGCGACGAUCCAGCUAAUGAUACUUCAACCAGUGCCACCACUGCGGCUCAAGUGCAGGCUGCAUUGCUGCUGCAGAAAACCGUAGUCGAUGUUCCAGAGAUCGAGGUGAAGAAUCUCGAACAAGAGCUAACGCUGAAUUUGACUUUGAGCGCCAAACUCAACACGGGGAUCACGUUGAAGAACGUGAAUUGCACCGGGGAAUGCUUGAAAGCCUUUGUUGAUAAGUUGCACUAUUUGUUCUCGAACGAUUCCAGCGACACCGUGCUCAAGUUCAGCAGCUCAGAGAGAAAUAUUACGCAGAUUUUGCUGGGGAAGCGCAAAAAACGCUCGUUGAACCGACCGGGAAACCUUGAUAGAAUCGAUGCGAUUUUGCUCAAAAGAAGCCACUCAUCCAAGCCCCCAGUUGAACAAAGUAGACCGAAGAGAAGUGUUACAGUUUCAAGCGAUUUGGAAACGACGACUUUUUUAGCUGAUGUGACCUUUGCGGAGCCUUGCAGCGACUCUUCCUACUGCAAACAUCCAGAAUACAUUGUCUUCACAUGGGUGCUCUGCAUGAUCGCUCUGGCCACUGCUCUGAAGCUCUAUUAUUUAGUGAAACUGAUGCUGACAUUGCUGAUGGUUGGCGUUUACACUAUUCUGAUCUUGGUGCCAUACAAACCGUUCUUCGACCAAGUGAACGCCAUUGUAACCGAUGGAGUCGUCACUCCUCUAUCAGCUCAAAUGCUGAUUCUACUGGGCGUUUUCCUAAUAAUGGUCGCAUAUCACGCCCGGCUGGUUGAAGUGACGUCCCGCUUGGACUUUUUGUGGAAGCAGCAGGCUGAGAGGGAAUUAGCCGAUAUGGAGGAGACCAAGCAGAAUAACAUGCAGCUGCUAACUAAUAUUUUGCCCGAUCACGUUGCUCAGCACUAUUUGUCUAAUGAUCGAAACAGCGAUGAAUUGUUCUCCCAGUAUCGGGAGAAGGUUGGAGUGCUUUUCGCCUCUAUACCGAAUUUCACUGAUUUCUAUUCGGAAAAAAUCAACAAGGGAGUGGAGUGCAUAAGACUGUUGAAUGAAAUCAUCGCUGACUUUGAUGAGCUUCUAGACGAAGAUAGAUUUAGUUCCAUUGAGAAAAUAAAGACUGUUAGCGCUACCGCCACUUACAUGGCUACUUCUGGACUAAAUCCCACCCACAAGGACUCGGAUAAAAGCAUAGACAACACUGAACAUCUGUGCGCUUUAGUGGACUAUGCCAUGGCCAUGAAGGACAAACUAGAAGACAUCAACAAGGACUCUUUCAACACCUUUGGACUCCGGAUAGGGGUGUCUUGUGGCCCUUUGGUAUGCGGAGUAAUCGGAGCUAGAAAGCCGGUGUUCGAUAUAUGGGGCGACACAGUCAAUUUGGCGUCCCGAAUGGACAGUACCGGUGUUAUUGGACACAUUCAAGUACCCAAAGACACUGCCCAGAUGCUGGAGGCCAAAGGAUAUCGAUUGCACAACCGGGGUAUCAUCAAUGUUAAGGGAAAAGGGCUGAUGGAGACCUACUUUGUGUUGGGAAGGCAAGUGUCCCGACCGGCCAGUUUCCAAAGACAAGCGAGUAAUUACAGUACAUUGGCGGCGGUCGUUUAUGCCUUGGCCCAAACUAGGAAAAAGCACACAGGAAACACGCCUGGAAGUGCCGUACUGGGCAGGGCAAGAACCCAAGGAAAAAGCGACAUCACCCGAAAAAUCAUCAACUACAGUUCGAUGAGGAUCACGAAUAAAUCCUCCGGAGGUCCAGUUCGACGCAACACCACCAGAGGAAACCACAAGCAAAUGCACGCUCGAUCCCAGCCGAAUAUGCGGCAACUCGGGUCGCAAACUCUGGACAAUAUGAAAUCGAUUAAGUCCAUUGAUCGGGACAUUACCACUAAUGCGAUCAGCCGCAUGACUGUGUCCCAGUCGGCUCCCCACACCCCAGUUUCCUCCUCAAACCACUCGGACUGUUUGCCAUUCAAGUCGGUGCCAAGAUUGCUAUCGGAGCCCAUAGUGAAUAGGUCGAGAAGUUCGCCCAACUCCUCCAGCCAGAAGCGCUCUCUAAAGGAAACGAACAAAGCGAUGGUGGUGGAGGGCGCCGCCCUGGAAGCGUCCGACUUCAAGACGAAGCGAUCUGAAGCAAUCGCGCCGGUUCAUUCGCCCAAACAUGCCCUCAGAAGGGACACCAAGUUCUCCCUGAGGAGCCCGUUAGGGAAACGGGACGCCCGAGUCAAGCUGGAAGGGAACAAGCUGAACAAGGUUCAUUCCUUGGAUGGCACCCACGUUUAAAUGUCUAAGUGUACGGAAUAUGUGGCAAUUUAUUGUUUCCAGUUAGGAAUUUAGUGUAUGUCUGGUGAUAAUAGAUCGAGAGAAUUUCUUAUCAGAAUUAGCUCUUUCAAGGUG
Dendroctonus ponderosae (mountain pine beetle) is the source of this 5345-nucleotide messenger RNA. It is a transcript of the gene Adcy8, whose product is annotated as adenylate cyclase type 8. Gene Ontology annotation, biological process: intracellular signal transduction; cAMP biosynthetic process; adenylate cyclase-activating G protein-coupled receptor signaling pathway. The coding region runs from base 318 to 5231 and encodes 1637 amino acids. Gene Ontology annotation, cellular component: plasma membrane. The transcript has 24 exons. NCBI's taxonomy places the organism in Eukaryota, Metazoa, Arthropoda, Insecta, Coleoptera, Curculionidae. Gene Ontology annotation, molecular function: adenylate cyclase activity. The record is from RefSeq and is a predicted model, not a curated record.